Sordaria macrospora k-hell is the source of this 2742-nucleotide messenger RNA. RefSeq lists its product as uncharacterized. Gene Ontology annotation, molecular function: microtubule binding. The record is from RefSeq and is a predicted model, not a curated record. Lineage: Eukaryota; Fungi; Ascomycota; Sordariomycetes; Sordariales; Sordariaceae.
AUGACCAGAUCCCCCUCCUCCUCUCCCAACCUCUCCCACGCCGUUGCGGUCGUCACCCCACGUAGCCGCCCCCCACGAUCCUCUACCGAAUCGCCUCCCCGGCAGUACCGCGAGAACGACGACCUCUUGUCCAACCUCAGCCCGCGCACGGCACUCCAUACCAUACGGAACCCUACGGGGGAAUUCAGGGCAUGCAUGGCUUCCGCCUCCCCAACCGAGCAAGCCUUUGCUCUCCGAGCCGCCGUUGCUAGCAACAAGAUCCAGGAAUGGCUCGAUGAGCUCUCUUCGUGGUUAUGGCCGUCCGGCGCUGGCUCCGCUGGCUUUCAGGUGCCCGACCCGAAGAGAAGGAAGUUUGAAUCCAGAUCAGAACUACCUGACAAGCUAUAUUGUGGCAGCCUGCCUGCUACUGAGGUUGCCCGAUAUGAGAAGCGUGUGGAGGAGAUCUACAAGAGCAUGGAGGAAAUCGAUAUCGAGGAAAUCAAGAACCAUGUUUUGCGCAACCAUAUUGUCCCGCUAUCAACAUCCGGCUCCCCGAUCCUGGGCUCGAACCGAUCUCCCCCAAGCUAUGCCCACAUGGACGACCUUACGGCAUUUCUCACGGCCACUAUCAUGCAAACCCUACCAAAUUUGGCUCGUCUUAGCAGGCUCCUAAACUCCUGGAGCAUUCGAUUGCUUGUUCUGAAGAGGGUUCCCGCCUUCCUGGAUACUCUCGCCGAUGGAGAAAUUGCUCUUCAGUCUGGACGGAAUGUAGCUGGGUUGGAUUCCAAUGCUCGCGCGAUACCGAAUAGGCCGCCUUCGCCGCUAUCAUGGGCCGAGUUCAACGUGAUGAAGUCAGUACUGGAGAAGAAAGUCGCAAAGGCCGGUCGCGACCUAGACGUCAUGCUUGACAAUCUGGAAGGAUGGGAAUACACGCUUCCUGACGAAUGGCUGGACCGAGUAGAGUCUCUAGAGAAGCAGUAUGGCGAAUGGGUUGCUGCUUGCGAGCUCAAGAUCAAACAAGCAGAUUUGAAGAUUGUUGCGCCAAUUAAUAGCGAUACCACUGCCAAGCUGGACUUGGAUGAACGCAAACAACAACAGACGAACGUCGAUGUCCCUCCCCUAAUCAAAGUCCAUGUUCCUCUGGACGGAAUUGACGAGAAUGACGCCGAGAAGGGAGAAAACGACUCUUGGACCUUUGUGGACGAAACUGCAGCACCCGAAACCAGUGAAGAGCGCCUACCCGCAGAAGAUCGUUCUGUGGGCGGAUUUGACGGAUCUGAUAUCGACGAAGCUCCGGCACCAGGGAUGAUGCCAUCUCCUAAUAUUGUUGCUAGUAUGAAGGGCUCCAGGCCUCAUUCCUCCAGUCUGAGCUAUGCGACAUCCGAUGGCGAAUAUUUCGAACUGGACCCCUUUGAUUCGGACUUCGACUUCGAUGAUAGCGUCGAGCAUGAUCUCCCUGGCUUCCCCCGCUCGAGACGCGGUAGCAACUUCUCCACCACUUCAACCAUUGUGUUUGGAAAUCGUGCACUCGAGCAGGAGACUCCGGAUCGUUCUCGAAGACGGAGUAAGGAUCUUGACGGCAGUCUUUCGCGGGAUGUCAGCCCGCCAAGCUCUCCUCCACGCUUCAGCCGAUCGAAAUCAAGGCUCAGGUCAUUGUCGCGCGGGUUUAACGACAUGCCAACUGUGGCGGAGUUGCCGGACUUUGACGAGUCGAAUUUUGAUUCAUCGGGUAUCAAUGAGGACGGAAGCCCAUCCAAGUCUAGUGCUGGAAAUUCGGAAGAAAAGUUGGAUCAGCUCCAGCAGCAAAUUAGUGAGAUUUUGGAGUCUGUGCCGGCUAAGAUCCGCCUCACCUCUGAACCCUCGCCGAUUAAUUUGAAUCCUCCCGAUUUCACUGCGCUAAACAGGAAGUCAUCCAAGCCGGAGCUGCGAAACCGGAGUCAGUCCAGCUUGUCGACGAGGUCUACCUUGUCCUCUCGUGCCGGGACACCCUCCUUUACGCUUGCCCCGGCGCCUUCCCGCAGUUCCAGACAACGCCACCGCGGCAGCCAUCGUGACAUCAAGAUCUACCACCUUACGAGGAACAAUGGUGAUGCCCCUAUCAAGCUGUUCAUCAGAUGCGUUGGCGAGCAUGGCGAACGGGUCAUGGUACGAGUUGGUGGUGGAUGGGCCGAUUUGGGCGAGUAUCUGAGGGUUUUCGCCAGUCACCAUCGCCGAAACGUCGUGCUAGAUGGCAAGGUGGAGGUCAAUCUGCCUCGUGUAAGAGCCGGUGGCUCUAGCUCACCCACUCGGCCGCCAUCCAGACGGUCUAACCAGGAUCGACAAUCCCCUCCCGAUACUCCCUUGAACGUCCGCAAGACUAGAAAGUCUGCGGAAGCAAGCGAGGAGAACGCCGGAACACCCAAAGCGACUCCUAGAACGCCCUUCAUCCCGGCUGGUAAAGCGACUGCCGCAUCAUCGCCAAGACCCCCAUCAGCUGCAGCCCGCUCCCGUUCGAUUUCGACUCGCUCUCGCUCAAGCUCCCGCCUCAGUCAUCGUGGCGAUGAGGAGAUUGUGCUUGGAUUGGCAGGCCCGCGGACGAAGAACAUUGAAAUGAGCGAGGAGGAUAAGGCGUGGGUAGAGGAUAUGAAGGCUAAAGUGCAGAACGCCUCCAAUAUGAGCCGCAAAGUGUCGGAACCGCCAGCUCUUGCAGAUGGGAAGUUCGGCGACAUGGGCAAGGUUGGCGGAACGAAACGGGUUUUCAAGCGUCAGGGAGGGCUGCCUUGA